This is a messenger RNA of Tetrapisispora phaffii CBS 4417, 2997 nucleotides long. RefSeq names its product Cu(2+)-transporting P-type ATPase CCC2 (gene CCC2). The record is from RefSeq and is a predicted model, not a curated record. Gene Ontology annotation, biological process: monoatomic cation transport; copper ion homeostasis. NCBI's taxonomy places the organism in Eukaryota, Fungi, Ascomycota, Saccharomycetes, Saccharomycetales, Saccharomycetaceae. The transcript has a single exon. Bases 1 to 2997 code for a protein of 998 amino acids. Gene Ontology annotation, cellular component: membrane. Gene Ontology annotation, molecular function: P-type divalent copper transporter activity; ATP binding; copper ion binding.
AUGAAGGAAGCUGUGUUCCAUGUUGGUGGCAUGACCUGUAGUGCAUGUAGCAAUGCCAUUAUUAAACAGGUUGGUAAACUGGAAGGUGUUGAUACCUGUGAGGUGUCUCUUAUGACCGAUGAAUGUCGAGUGAAGUUCGAUGAAGGGCAGCUGACUAAAGAUGUGGUCCUAGAGUGUGUGGAGGAUUGUGGGUUUAGCUGUGAGUUUAUUAAGGAAACUAGCGUUACAGGUGUGGUUGGGAACGAGACUACAGUUAAAGCUGUGCUGUCUGUACAAGGUAUGACGUGCAGUGCCUGUUCGUCGGCAAUUGUGAAGCAAGCAGGGCAGUUAGCCGGCGUCGUGUCUGUAGAGGUGUCGCUGGUUACUGAGGAAUGUCAUGUUGUUUUUGAUAAAUCGAUGAUUGAUGCAGCUACUGUUCAAGAGUGCAUUGAGGAUUGUGGGUUUGGUGCGGGAAUAAUGUCUGUCAAUGAAACUAUGGCGAGUGAUUUGUCUUCUGGUAAGAUAAAGACCACUACAUUAAAAUUGGUUGGAUUAAAUGAAAACUCAGAUGUCUCCGAAUUGGAAAGUUUUUACAACGACACGGAUACUAAUGGUAAGAUAUAUGAUGUUGAUGUCAUUAACGCUACAGCUAAUAUUCAAUACAACACUUCUGUCAUUGGAAUACGAAAAAUUAUAGCCAGUCUCGAAACAUUUGGUUACUCAGUACUGCUGGGAAAUGAUUUGGACAAUGACGACCAAUUAAGAAUGUUAUCCAAGGUUAAGGAAAUCCAAUUUUGGAGAUUAAACCUUAUCAAAGCACUAAGUAUAUCGAUUAUCGUUUUGUCAAUCUACAUGUUUGUGCCCAUGUUUUCUCCAUCCCUGGUAAAAAAUAAGGUGUUCCCAUAUAAGCAGGUGACAUUCAUUCCCGGAUUGUUCUAUCGUGAUAUAAUCGGAUUGAUUCUCACUAGUUAUAUUCAAUUUGGAGUGGGUUUGUUCUUCUAUAGGUCUGCUUGGAGUGCAUAUAAACAUGGAUCGGGUACGAUGGACACUCUGAUAUGCAUCUCAACUACAUUAGCGUAUACCUUCUCAGUAUACUCCAUAUUGGACAACCUUGGAAAUAAUGACGAAAUGCAAACUCUACCUAAUAUCCAAUUUGGUACAUCUGUUAUGCUGGUAACAUUCAUAUCAUUUGGUAAAUUGCUUGAAAAUAAGGCAAAGUCAAAAACUUCUACUGCAUUAUCAAAACUGAUCAAUCUUUACCCAUCUUCUUGUGAAAUAGUGGAAGAAAUUGAUGGUACUGAGUUGUUUACUACACUCCCAUCUGAGUUCCUCGAGGAAGGAGAUAAUAUUGUUGUCAAAGCUGGUAUGAAAAUUCCUGCAGAUGGUAUAAUUACGAAAGGUAUCACCGAGAUUGAUGAAUCAUUCAUGACAGGUGAAGCUAUAUUGGUUACUAAGACAAUAGGUGACCAAGUUAUAGGUGGAACAGUUAAUGGCCCGGGACAUUUCUAUUUCCAAGCAACUCGGGUUGGAAAUGACACACAACUUUCGCAAGUCAUCAAGACUAUGAAGGAUGCUCAAUUAUCUAAAGCACCUAUUCAAAGGUACUCCGACUAUCUUGCAUCUAUCUUUGUUCCAGUAAUUUUACUACUCUCUAUAAUUACGUUUACAUUUUGGGUCGUUGUUUGCUUAAAGUCGCAGCAUAUACCCAGUGUCUUAGGAGAAAAUACGCAUGGCAAAUUUUACAUUUGCUUACAGAUUGCAAUCUCUGUUGUAGUUGUUGCGUGCCCUUGUGCAUUAGGUUUGGCUGCUCCGACUGCAAUCAUGGUAGGUACAGGAACAGCAGCUGAAAAUGGUAUUUUGAUAAAAGGUGGUGACAAGAUUGAAAUGUACGAUAAAGUCGAAGUAUUCUUGUUUGAUAAAACAGGUACUCUAACAACUGGUGCAAUGGAAGUUCAAAAGUUUGUAACUGCUUCAAAUAUUCUAUCUGAUAAUAAAAUUAAUGCCAUUGCAAAAGUUGUCUCCGAAAUGAGCGAUCAUCCAAUAUCGAAGGCAAUUGUAAGGUAUUGUGACAAGAUAUUGGAGGAUAAUUCUGAUAAAAUUUACCGUCCAAAAGUUUUGGAUUCAGAAAUAAUCGUCGGAAAGGGCAUUUCUUGUACUGUUGAAAUCGAUAAUGAGAAACAUAGUGUUGCCAUUGGUAAUAGAAAGAUGAUGCCACAGGAUUCUGAACUAUUUAUGGAGACUCCUGAUGAAAUUUUUUCUAUAUCAUAUUUACUACUGGAUGAUAAAGUAGUUGGUAAAUUUACAGUCGCAGACACUGUUAGAAGUGAUGCAUAUGAAACAAUACAAUAUUUGAAUAAUCAUGGCUACGAAUGUUAUAUGAUUACAGGUGAUAUAAGCAACUCUGCAUUGCAUAUCGCAUCAUUAGUAGGCAUUGACUUCAACAACGUUUUCAGCGAAGUGACACCUGGGGGGAAAUCGGAUAUCGUUGAACAAAUAAAAACCAAAACCGGUAAGUAUGUUGCAUUUGUGGGAGAUGGUAUAAACGACUCACCCGCUUUAGUCCUGAGUGAUGUGGGUAUAUCUAUUUCGACAGGAACUGAUAUUGCCAUCGAAGCAGCAGACGUUGUUAUUAUAGCAGACGAGCAGAAUAAAUUACCUGCAAUGAAAAAAGUUGUCUAUGCGCUAGACCUGUCGAAGAAAACAUUCAAAAGAAUAAAAUUAAAUCUUUUCUGGGCAUUAUUUUAUAACACAUUUAUGAUUCCUAUUGCCAUGGGUCUUCUGUUGCCUUGGGGCAUCACAUUACAUCCGAUGUCGGCUGCAUUUGCAAUGGCGAUGAGUUCAGUCAGUGUUGUUUUCAGUUCAUUAUCGUUGAAACAAUGGAAGCCAUUCCCAUUAGAUAGUCAAGGAUUACAGAGAGAAGACAAAGAGUCUUUCAUCAAGAAAUGUUUGAGAGUAUUCAGCUUUGGUUCAUCACGUUCUCGCAUCGAAGACCUCGAAUUACAAACUAAUUUAGUGUAA